This is a messenger RNA of Phalaenopsis equestris, 1554 nucleotides long. RefSeq names its product pentatricopeptide repeat-containing protein At3g29230-like. Bases 1 to 1554 code for a protein of 517 amino acids. Gene Ontology annotation, biological process: RNA modification. The transcript has a single exon. Gene Ontology annotation, molecular function: RNA binding; protein binding. NCBI's taxonomy places the organism in Eukaryota, Viridiplantae, Streptophyta, Magnoliopsida, Asparagales, Orchidaceae. The record is from RefSeq and is a predicted model, not a curated record.
AUGUCCUUUGCAUCCUCACAAAUCGAGCGGCGAAUUCCUAACCUACUCCGUCACUGCACCUUCGAACAGCUCAAACAAAUCCAUGGCUUUCUCCUCUCCUCCUCCCUCGCUCGACACCCCGCGCUCCCUUCCCUCUGCAUCCGCCGCGCCGCCGAGCUCGGAGAAACGGAGCACGCAGAGCUCAUUUUCUUCAGCGGAGAUCCUCCUCAUAUUCUCCAUUGGAACGCGUUGAUCCGUGGCUGCUUCCAAUCCGGCCAUUAUAAGAAAGCUCUCAACUUGUUUGAUUGGAUGUCUCAGAGAGGCCAGACGCCGAAUGAGUUCACUUAUUCAGACGUCUUUGCUUCAUGCGGCGCUCUGGAAGAGUAUGGGAUGGGGAAGAAGGCUCAUUGCCGUUCUAUGAAGGAUGGGUUUGAUCUGAUUCCUUUGGUUGCUAUCUCGCUUUUCAAUCUCUAUGCAGAAAGCAGCAGUCUUGCUGACGCAAAGAAGAUUUUUGAUGGUUUUUUAAUGAAAUCUGUGGGUUUGUGGAACAAGAUGAUGUCUUUCUAUGUCAGAAUUGGAGAUAUUCUGUCAGCAAGAAAACUGUUUGACGAAAUGGCGGUUAAAGAUACGGUAUCUUGGAACACGAUGCUUUCAGGCUGUGUGAGAGUGAAGCAGGUGGAGAGGGCAAAGAAUUUGUUUCAGAAAAUGCCGGAAAGGAAUGUUUUUUCUUAUACAGUAAUGGUGGGAGCUUUGGCUGAUGCAGGAGAUCUCAUAGGAGCCAGAAGACUGUUUGAUGAAAUUCCUGAAGGAAAUGUGGCGUCUUGGAAUUGCAUGCUAUCAGCUUACACACAGAGUGGGAGGUUUAAGCAGGCAUUGGAUCUCUUCCUUCAGAUGCAAUCAAUAGUCAUUCAACCAGAUGGAUUCACCUUCGUCUCAGCUUUAUCAGCUUGUGCUCAUCUGGGAGAUUUGAAAACUGGUAAAUGGAUUCAUCUCCAUCUAAUACAAAACUGGCUAACCUUUGGAGCCAUUGUUGGCACUGCACUUAUGGAAAUGUACGCCAAAUGUGGGGAUAUAGACUCUGCAUUCAGAGUCUUCAUCAAAACAUCAAAGAAAGAUGUGUUUUGCUGGAACGUGAUGAUUAAAUCCCUCGCGACGCACGGGAGGGCGAACGCUGCGUUGCAGCUUUUUGCUUCCAUGCGGAACGAGAAACUCCAGCUCAAUGACUUUACCUUAAUGGGCGUGCUCUUCGCUUGCAGUCAUGGAGGUUUGGUUGAGGAUGGCCGUAGAAUCUUUGAAUCCAUGGAAAGGGAGCUUAAGAUGAAACCGAGGAUGGAGCAUUAUGGUUGUUUGAUUGAUUUGCUCUGUCGUGCAGGGCGGGUUGAAGAAGCUUAUGAGAUGGUGAAGCAGAUGCCUCACAAGCCUGACGUUUUGGUGUGGGGAGCUUUGCUUGGAGGUUGCAGAGAAGGAAAUGAGACUGCUUUGGCGGAGAAAGUUAUGAAAAGGAUUGAUGAGGUUGAUGGUAAUGGAAGUGGAGCUUAUGCCAAAUAUGUAUGCGGCUUCGAGUCAGUGGGGUGA